Jaculus jaculus (lesser Egyptian jerboa) is the source of this 1932-nucleotide messenger RNA. RefSeq names its product complement C5a receptor 2 (gene C5ar2). Gene Ontology annotation, cellular component: plasma membrane. Lineage: Eukaryota; Metazoa; Chordata; Mammalia; Rodentia; Dipodidae. The record is from RefSeq and is a predicted model, not a curated record. Gene Ontology annotation, molecular function: complement component C5a receptor activity; G protein-coupled receptor activity. Gene Ontology annotation, biological process: inflammatory response; chemotaxis; complement receptor mediated signaling pathway. Bases 182 to 1198 code for a protein of 338 amino acids. The transcript is spliced from 2 exons.
ACAGGCUGCUGUGACUGUCACCAAAGUCUUCAGGGCCACCUGCUACCUUACUGCUGUCCAGCUCUGGUGGUUCUCAGACGUGGGGACAUUCCAGGGCGCAGGCAUCUGGUGUGGGACCGCUGUGGCUGCAAGGCGCUCUGCGCCCUGCCUAGCUGAGGGCUCGUAGGUGUCUGGGCUCCAGAUGGAGAACCGCUCCUUCAGCUACGAGCUUGAGUAUGGAGAUUACGCUGACCUCCCAGACGUCCCCGUGGACUGCGCAGAUGGUGCCUGCCUCUCUUUGGACACCCUCCGCGUGGCCCCCCUCCUGCUGUACGCUGCCAUCUUCCUGGUGGGCGUGCCAGGCAAUGCCAUGGUGGCUUGGGUGACCUGGAAGGAAGCCGUCCAGAGACUUGGGGCCACUUGGUUCCUGCACCUCGCUGUGGCCGACUUGCUGUGCUGUUUGUCUCUCCCGCUCCUAGCCGUGCCCAUCGCCCAGAGGGAACACUGGCCCUAUGGGGCACUGGGCUGCUGGCUGCUGCCCUCUGUCAUCCUGCUAUCCAUGUACACCGGCGUACUCCUCCUGGCUGCUCUCAGCGCCGACCUCUGCCUGCUGGCCUUCAGGCCCCCCUGGUGGGCUGCCACUCGGAGGAUACUCGGGGUACGGGUGGCACAGGGCACCGCAUGGAUGCUGGCCUUGCUGCUCACGGUGCCCUCUGCCAUCCACCGUCGCCUACAUCAAGAACAUUUCCCCUCCCGCCUCGAGUGUGUCAUGGACUACCAGGGCUCCGUCACCGCAGAGGCCAUGGUGACCGCUGCCCGAUUUCUCUUCGGUUUCCUGGGGCCACUGGUACUGGUGAUUGGCUGCCACAGUGUCCUCCUGUGUCGAGUGUCCCGGCGCCACUGGCCACUGGGCACGGCUGUCAUGGUGGGGUUUUUUGUUUGCUGGGCACCGUACCACAUCCUGGGGGUGGUACUCACUGUGGCUACCCCUCACUCUGUGCUCCUGGCCCGGGCUUUGCGGGCUGAACCUUUGGUCGUGGGCCUGGCCCUGGCACACAGUUGCCUCAAUCCCAUGCUCUUCUUGUAUUUUGGGAGGGGCCGACUCCGCCAGUCACUGCCAGCCGCCUGUCACUGGGCCCUGAGGGAGUCGCAGGAUGAGGGCAGUGUGGUGAGCAAGCUAUCUACCAGCCACGAGAUGGUGUCAGAGGUGGAGGUGUAGGGAGAGGGGUGCUGCCUGUGAACCCCCUGGCCUGGUUCACCAUGGAGCAGCCAGCCUCGGGCAUAGCUGGGCACAGGAACAUGAUGGGGGCCGUGUUUUACUUUUCAUGCAACAAACAUCCAUUCUGUGCUGGCCUUGUGGGAAGCCCUGGUAUGGGCACUGGGGCAUCAGUGGCUAGAACAGACACAAAUCCUGCCCUCCAAGACCAGACACUCUAGAGGAGGAGCACACAAGUAAGCAGUCAAACACAGGAAUGUGAACCGCGUCAAGCGCGGUAGGUGGCAUCAACCUUAACAGGGACAAAGGGGACUGGGUGGGGAAGCAGAGGUCACCCGGGCUAGGUCCCCCAGGAAAGGUGGUAUUUGAGUCAAAACCCGAAUAAUGGAGAGGGGAGCUGUUGGGUGAGGGGGUUGUGCAAAUAAUGAGGUAGGAACUGCUCAAGCUCAAAAACUAGAUGAAGUUUAUUUCAGCCAAGGCAUGACCCAGCUGAUCGAUCAGGGACACAGCCAGACUUGGGAGCUGGAACUGCAACCUCAAAGGAGUGGCUUACAGGCUUUUUAAAGAAAAAUCACAACCAGGUAUUAGGCAAACUAGAGGAGGAGUGGGGUGACCUUUACCAGGAUUGGUGGGUUCUAGGUGGAGAAAUACAUUGUAACCAUGUAACUGUAGUUAAGAAACUAGUUGUUGCCGGGUGUGGUGACGCACACCUUUAAUCCUAGCACUCAGGAGGCAGA